Messenger RNA from Rotaria sp. Silwood2, 4542 nucleotides. The record is from the annotation of a GenBank genome assembly. Lineage: Eukaryota; Metazoa; Rotifera; Eurotatoria; Philodinida; Philodinidae.
AUGAAUCAGCUUGUUCCAUAUUGUCGAAGAUUCGAUCAAAAUGAAGCACCGGAUGACUUAUCAAAUAUUUCACAGAGUAAUAUAAACAAUAUCAUUACAUUUGAAGAAUUGUAUGAACAAGGUGUAACAAGUGCUCAAUUACUUGACUGGUCAGCACCAGUUAAUGUCGCUGAAAAAUAUGAAAUAAAUGGUGUAAAUUCAACAGAGGUUUUUUAUAAUUGUUCGUCACCUUGGUUUGGUUCAAAAUGUCAAUACAGAUUCUAUAACAAUAUCGGAGCAUCUUUUCAUGAUAUUGUUCGACUAGAAUUUUCUACUCGCUCUUCUAAUAUGAUAAAGCUGGAAUAUCUCAACGCUACAUGUUAUUCUUUUCUAAAUAAUUGUAUUAGUAAUGCACCAAUAACGUGUCUUGACUGGCGCAUGAUUUGUGAUGGAAAAUUUGAUUGUAUCAAUGGAAAGGAUGAAGAAAAUUGUCAAAUGUUGGAAAUGAGUGAAUGUCCUCAUGAUACAUAUCGAUGUCAUUUCGGUGGACAGUGUAUUCCAUUGGAAUUUGUACGGGAUGGACCUAAUACCGCUGAUUGUCUUGACGGCACUGAUGAGAUGCAGUUGAAUGAGGAAAGUACUUAUCGUUUCAGUAGCAACUGCUUUAGGAUACCAAUGUUUCGAUGCGAAGAACAUACUGGACUAUACCAACGCUCUUUUCCAUGCGGUGAUGGCCAAUACUUUCUCACUGAUAUUAUACAAACCCCAUUCUUCUGCAACAACCUUCGACAUUGGUUAGAACAUAAGCAUCGACUACUAGUUUGGAGCCCAAUUGUAUUCGACAUUCCAGACGAAAUAUUCGAAUCAACAUUGGCCUCCAGUGUGUCGUAUCUACAGCCAAUACUUAAUCAAUCAGGCUCCAUAUAUAGUAUGAUGUCAUGUGCAGCUACAAACAAAAAAUGUUUAUCGAAAUGGAUUUUUAAAACUAAAUUUUUCUUUACUUUUUGGAAGUUCCACUUUGUUUAUUUAUCUCAUCGAUUAGUGGAAGACUUCAUUGCUCAGCAACAUCCUGAUUUUAUUUGUUUCUAUGUUCAAGACUGUCCAACAUUCACCAAUUGUGUCAUAGAUAUAGGAUUAGAUGAUGGACUAGUUUGUUGUCCUUCCUCGAAAUUAAUGGAUACAUCAUUUACUGACACGAGCAAUCUAUUUGACGCUAUUAACAAUCUAUUUUUCCGCUGCUCCACAACAGGUGUAGAGCACUCAUGCUCACACCCAUCACUUUUUCAUUGUCCACUUUCAUUAAAAUGCAUUUCCAAACAUCGUCUACUUGACGGUAUAUCCGACUGCUACUUUGGUGAAGAUGAAGCGUUUCAUGCGUGUCAUCUGAACCAUUCACGACGAUUUAUUUGUGAAUCAGAACCAGACAAAUGUUUAUCGCCAAUAUUAUUGCAGAACGGAAACAAAGAUUGUAAAGGUGGUGAAGAUGAAAUGACUAACAGUCAACGUGAUAUGUUAAAAGGAAUCGUUCCAUUUAGUCUGAUAUGUAAUCGCAAUAAUGAUCCAUUUUUAUCAGAAUUUAAUGAUACUGAUGAAACGAACUGCGAGUAUUGGCCAUGCAAUAAUAUUUAUACUCAAUGUAAUCAUGUUAAAGAUUGUGCUGAUGGUGCUGAUGAAUUAAACUGUCCCAUUAUAAAAUGCGAAUCACAUGAUGAUGGAGUACGUAAUACACUGUUGUCCGACAAAAUUUGUUAUUCGAUAAUGAUUUUAAUGGAAGAAUAUUUAAAUUGUGAUAUUCUUUACACAGAAUAUGCAACGUCUUUUAAUACUACAAUCAACAACAAUAAGACAACAAUUCCCUCAAGCGCCAAUUCAUGUCUACAUACAAGUGAAAUAUGUACCAUACCUAAUCAUCUAUAUGGUAGUUUUGGACUAUUGUUCAUUGGACCGAGCGGGUUUUUCUCUUCAACAGGAGAGAAAUACUGGCUGUUACAAAUUGAAAAACAUAUUUGCCCUAUUAUAAGAGAACCUUUCAAAAGAUUUGAAAUCACAGAAUGGACUUUUAAAUCGUCGCAAUUGGGAUAUUUUCCACCAAAACUAACUAUCGAAUCUAAACGAAAUAGUUCUAUGAUUAAGAAAGAACCAAUAAUCAAUGUACAAUCUGACCAUAUAACAAUGUGGUAUUGUAAUCGAGGAAUUCGCAUUCUUUUUAAUGAUCAAAAUACACAGAAAUGUUUGUGUCCACCAAGUUAUUUUGGCAGUCAAUGUCAAUGGCAAAAUCAACGAAUAAGUUUAACACUACAGUUAGUUUAUCGUACUGAUACUUACAUUAUGACAGCUUUUCAAGUGGUUGUCAUGCUUAUUGAUGAACGAAGUCAAAGCGUAUCAUAUCAUGAACAAAUCACAUUCGUACCAAAACGCGAUUGUGGCACAAAAUAUAAUAUUUAUUUACUUUAUCCAAAUCAGCCAAAAGAUUCUUCUACUAAUUAUUCGAUACAUAUUGAUUUGCUUGAUAAAAUGACAUUAAGCUACAUAGGAAGUUGGCAUCUUUCUAUUCCAUUUCAAUUUCUACCAGUUAAUCGAAUAGUGGCUCAACUAUUUAUUCCAAACUCAAAAAUAAUUUCGAAAUCAUGUUCUUUAUUUUGUAGCGAACAUGGCCGAUGUGUACCAUACAUGAAUGGAAACUUCUCGUACUUCUGUCAAUGUGACGAGGGAUAUUCGGGUUUGCAAUGUAACAUUCAACACAAUUGUUCUUGUUCACUGGAUUCAUAUUGUCUUAGAUCGUCAAUUUGUGUUUGUCCACUACACAAAUUCGGUCUAAUGUGUUAUUUAAAAAAUUCAAUUUGUCAAAUUCCUAAGAAUCCUUGUCAAAAUAAUGGAAUCUGCAUACCUCAUGAUGAUCGUAUGGGUUUGAAUACUUUUACAUGUUUGUGUACAGAGAAUUUCUUCGGAAUAAAAUGUGAAAAUUUCAAAAAUCAAAUUGAUAUUACAUUUAAUGAUGAAAAUAUCGGUAUGAUGUCAAUUAUUUGGGUACAUUUUAUUACUUCAAUUGAAAAUGGUGGCCAUCAGCGUAAUACAUUAUUAAAAAAGAUAAAAUUUGCACAGAAUCUAAUUAGUGUUUUUACGACCGAUCCAUUUCAUGCUGUUUUUAUUGAAUUAACUAACCGAACCUAUUAUUUAGCUGUAUUAAGGGAAAGAUUUAUCGAGUCGGAAUAUAUUCCAACGAAAAUCUUACCGAAUUAUCGAUGUUCAUCUAUACACGAAUUAAUGAAUAAUACGUUUUCAAAUUAUUAUUUGCUUCGUCGUAUUAAGUAUUAUCCUUAUUUAUGUCAACAAAAAGAACAAAUGAAGUGUUUCUAUGAUGAAAAAUACAUGUGUAUAUGUGAUAUUAAUCGAUUUGCCAAUUGUUUUACAUUCAAUCACACUAUAUCACAUGAUUGUCAAGGAGAAAAUAUUUGCAAAAAUGAUGGCCUAUGCUUUCAAGAUACUCUUAAAUGUCCUCUUACAUCGAUUUGUGUGUGUCCGGCAUGUUAUUAUGGUACAAAAUGUCAGUUUUCUACAAAAGGUUUUGCAUUAUCCCUUGAUUAUAUUCUCAGUUAUAAUAUUAAACCAAAUGUUUCAAUUCACCGACAGCCAUUCAUUAUUAAAAUAAGUAUUGCCAUUGUAGUAGUUAUGUUUAUUGUAGGACUGUUCAAUGGAAUCUCAUCUAUCAUAACAUUCCAAAGUAAAGCAAUAAGAAAAAACGGUUGUAGUAUCUAUCUCCUUGUUUCAUCAUGGAAUUCCUUGUGUUUAAUUAUUGUAUUAAUAAUUAAAUUUUGGCAAUUACUUUUAUCACAAAUUUCAAUUAUUAGCAAUCGAUUAUUCCUUACAUGGAAUUGUAUAUUAUUAGAUAUGACCCUCAAAGUUCUUUUAGCAUCAAAUGAUUGGUUUUAUGCUUGUAUUGCACUUGAACGAGUAUUUACCGUUAUCCAAGGUGUUAGUUUCAAUAAACUUAGAAGCAAGAAGGUAGCUAAAUGGAUUUUUCCAUGCAUAUAUUUGAUAACAAUUCUUACUCAUAUUCAAGAUCCUCUUCAUCGUCGUUUAAUUGAUGAUAUUGACGUUGAUGAACAACGAACUUGGUGUAUAGCUCAAUAUUCUUCUGCAUUAAAUAUUUUCAAUAUGUUCAUUACACUUUUUCAUUUUGUUGUUCCUUUCUCGGUGAAUAUAAUUUCUACCAUAUUAACAAUUAAGCACAUAGCUAUCUCUCGUUGGCAAACUCAAAAUACAAUACCAUUCGGUGUACAUCUACGACGAUAUUUUAAUCACCACAGACAUCAUCUAUUCGCAUCAUGUGCGUUAAUAUUAUUGGCUUUACCUCGUCUCAUUAUAUCAUUUAUCAGUGGAUGUAUGAAAUCGCCAAGAAACCCAUGGUUAUAUCUUUUCGGUUAUUUUAUUUCUUUUACUCCAUCCAUGGUUACAUUUAUAGUAUAUAUAUUACCAUCAGAGCAAUACAAAAAAGAAUUUACGGCAGCUAUUCAACAUAUUAUUCAACGUAUUCGCACAUGCUUUGGCAUAAGAAAUCAUUAG